UGCGCGGGCGCGGGCUCGCUCGCCGGCCGUCCUGCGGGCGGGCGCCCGCGGCCGUGGGAAAUGCAACUAUCAAUAUUGACUCCAGAAGAGAGAAGGUUAACAAUGGAAGACGUUGGGAAGGUUAUCAGAAAGCUGUCGUCAUCAAUGCCAGGCUCGGUCGAUGUCACAGGUUAAAACGUUUCCCCGGAGAAGAAAGACCGUAAGCACCAUGAUGGACUCAGAAGUGCAUGAUAAGAGGCCCCCAAUGUUGACCUCUUCAAACCAGGACCUGUCUCCUCACAUCGCAGACGUGGGUGAGGUAAAGCAUUACUUCUGUGGCUGCCGCGCGGCGUUCAACAAUGUGGCCAUCACCUACCCUGUCCAGAAGAUCCUCUUUCGGCAGUAGCUGUACGGCCUCAAAACCCGGGAUGCGAUACUCCAACUGAGAAGGGAUGGGUUUCGAAACUUGUAUCGUGGGAUCCUUCCCCCGCUGAUGCAGAAGACAACCACGCUGGCGCUUAUGUUUGGUCUGUACGAGGACCUGUCACGCCUGCUCCGCAAGCAUGUGAGCGGUGCUCCCGAGUUUGCCACCAGAAGUGUGGCGGCGCUGCUUGCUGGGACAACAGAAGCCAUUCUCACUCCGUUAGAAAGGGUUCAGACUUUGCUUCAGGACCACAAGCAUCACGAUAAGUUCACAAACACUUACCAGGCCUUCCGGGCCCUGAGAUGCCAUGGAAUCGCAGAGUAUUACCGAGGCUUGGUGCCUAUCCUUUUCCGAAAUGGAUUCAGCAAUAUCCUGUUUUUUGGCCUUCGAGGGCCCAUUAAGGAGCAUCUGCCUACUGCCACCACGAAUAGUGAGCAUUUGGUCAACGACUUUAUCUGUGGAGGUGUGCUGGGUGCCGUGCUGGGGUUCUUGAGCUUCCCAAUUAAUGUUGUAAAGGCUCGGAUCCAGUCUCAGAUUGGUGGGCCGUUCCAAUCUUUCCCCAUGGUUUUCAAGACAAUCUGGCUUGAGCGGGACAGGAAUCUGAUCAAUCUCUUCAGAGGAGCCCAUCUGAACUACCAUCGCUCUCUCAUCUCCUGGGGAAUAAUCAAUGCAACCUACGAGUUUCUGUUAAAGAUUGUAUGAUAAGGUCACUACAGGAAAUGUUAUUCUCCUCCAACUAGA
Myodes glareolus (Bank vole) is the source of this 1144-nucleotide messenger RNA. Lineage: Eukaryota; Metazoa; Chordata; Mammalia; Rodentia; Cricetidae. The record is from RefSeq and is a predicted model, not a curated record.